GCCAACCAACAUAUUUAGCGAGCGCCAGUGCAUAAGCCAUUCUUCGUGUCACUAAACUACGCCAAUUUUCAUUACAUAAAAAGCCUUACGCACCCAUUUCCCCACACUUUCACUACUCUCAUUUUCACUCCAAUCCAUAAAAGAAGAACAGAGAACAGAUACUGCGAUUUUUGGUUCUUCAGUAGAAAAAACGUAUACAAUGUCGAAUGAUCCGCAAUCUCAAUUUGAAAGAUAUACAGACUCGGAGUUCAGAGCGCUGUUGUUUAAUUUGAUUCCAGCUCUUCACAAUCAUGGAACUCGAGACCAUGUUCUUCAUAUCCUUUCCAAGGCUUAUAAAGAAACUCGGAAUAAGGUAAUUCAUGAAGAAAUGGCACCAUUGUUGUGGCAUUCAAUUGGUAAAAUCAGUAUUCUGCUACAGGUAUUAAAGUUUUUUUUUUUUUCUCUCUCCACUCUAUUAUACAUAACAUCGAGGCAUUUUUUUAAUUUUGUACCAUACCACUCAUUGUUUCAGGAACUGCUUUCAGUAUACCCCGCACUGAAUGAACAUCUUACAGAAAGAUUAUCAACUCGAGUGUCCAAUGCACUUGCUUUACUACAGUCAGUAGCAGCACACACUGACACAAGGAUGCAUUUUAUUAAAGCUAACAUAGCCUGCUAUCUCCAACCUAUUCUUAAUAUCAAAAACAAUGACAAAUAUCAUGAGCAUGUAAGAAUUAGCAGCUUGCAGGUAAUUGGAGCUCUAGUGAAGCAGGAUGAUGAUCCACGAGGUGUACUCUUUAUUCUCCAGUCUCAGAUGUUACCUUCUUUCUUAAAUUGCAUGGAGGUUGGCAGUAUAACGGCAAAAACAGUAGCUGUGUUUAUAAUCAAAAAAAUUCUAAGUAAUGAAGAGGGAAUGAAGUAUUGCUGUGUUCUAGCAGAACGAUUUUUUGCCAUAGGAAACAUUCUAGGAAAGAUUAUCGAAGAACUUGUUGAAGCUGGAAGGCUUCUGGAAGACAACUCCAAGCAGCUGUUAGAACAGAUAAUUGGGUGUUACUAUAAGCUAUCAGCAAAUCCAAGGGCAUGUGAUGGACUACGAUGUUGCCUUCCCUCGAAAUUAAAGGAUACAUCCUUCACUAGUUUUUUUCAUGGUGAUCAACAAAUGAUGUUGUGCUUACAGCAGAUAUUUUACAAUAUUGAAGUUGCAGAGUGGGGUAGAUCACAUUUGUACCGCAAGUUAGGAAGACACUUGGUUAGGUAUUAGAUUCAGCAACUCAAAGAACAAUAUAUACAGUCUAAGGUGAUAGGGAGAUAACAGAUACAUACAUGCUAUAGGAACAUAGAUCAAAUGCCUUGUUUGUAAGCAAUCAAAGUACAUUCAAUUUCUGUGUGAUAAACAUGAAACUGCGUUCGGGUAUAUCUAAGAGACAGGAGGAGAAUUUUAAUGAAGUACAAGGAAAGAAAGUUAACAAUUA
This is a messenger RNA of Ricinus communis (castor bean), 1451 nucleotides long. Its product is annotated as cell differentiation protein rcd1. Lineage: Eukaryota; Viridiplantae; Streptophyta; Magnoliopsida; Malpighiales; Euphorbiaceae. The transcript has 8 exons. Gene Ontology annotation, cellular component: CCR4-NOT complex; CCR4-NOT core complex; P-body. Gene Ontology annotation, biological process: mRNA catabolic process; negative regulation of translation. The coding region runs from base 200 to 1240 and encodes 346 amino acids. The record is from RefSeq and is a predicted model, not a curated record.